Molecule: messenger RNA, 3694 nt
Organism: Zymoseptoria tritici IPO323
Lineage: Eukaryota; Fungi; Ascomycota; Dothideomycetes; Mycosphaerellales; Mycosphaerellaceae
Exons: 2
Coding region: 1-3483 (1160 amino acids)
Molecular function (GO): zinc ion binding
Source: RefSeq, a predicted model, not a curated record
AUGGCCGCUCCGCACGCCGUCACCAUCGACACUCCCAUCGUCAUCAAGAUCGCCGUCAACGGCCAGCUCAAGAAGCUCAAGCUCCCCUUGAAGGAUCUCGGAGCGUCGGUGUUGCCUGAUAAGCUCCGCCAGGUCCUCGAUAUCAAGCCCGAGCAACACGUGCAACUCGAACGCUACUCCGACUCCGCCGGCGGCUACAUCACUCUCGACGAGUCCAACCCACAAGUCUUCAAGACUCUCAUCCGCGCCGCAAAGGCCAAGCUGAAGCUCCGCUUGAAGGCUACCGUCACCCCGGCGAACAUGCCGGCCGAGCUGGAGGACAAGAAGGAGAUUAAGAAAGAGGUCGUCGAGGAGAAGGAGCCCGUCAUUGUUUCGCUUCCAGCGAAGAUGCCAGAAGAGACUGACAACACCACUCGACAAAUUACCAACUCUCCGCGUGACUCGACCGCCUUCGAUCGCCGCUCUGUCGGAAGCGGUAUCUUCCAAUUCCGCGAGGCUCGCGCGUCUCAGCAGACUCUCGUCAACGAGGCUCCUGUCCCACAGCCCUUCACCGAUCGCACGCCCCAGCUCUUUGAUCACCCAGACAAGCCUUUCGCUCUCCAUCCUCGUGAAGUGAUCACGCCCGCCGUCAUUCCCGGCCACUCUUGGUCCGUCUACUGCAACGAGUGCGACAAGCCCAUGGCCAACGCGCACUACCACUGCUCCAUCUGUGACUCGGGUGACUUCGACCUCUGCGAGGAGUGCGUUGGAAAGAACAAGCACUGCCGUGGCGAGGGUCACUGGCUCAUCAAGCGCUUCAUCAAGGACGGCAGUGUCGUCGCCAGUGAGACCGAGCGUAUCUCCCGCAAGCCUGCGCCAGCCCCCGCUGUGACCAAGCCAGAGGCUGAGAUGCCCGGAUCAUUCGUGACCGAGCAGUCCAAGAUGCUCUCCGAGGAGGUGCCCACACCAACCCGCACGUGCAACAACUGCGUCGUUGUUCUCCCCGAGCAAGAGUUCGUCACUUGCAUCGACUGCGAUGACUUUGAUCUCUGCAUCAACUGCCACACCGCUGACAAACACGGCCACCACCCUGCUCACGCUUUCGAGGCUGCCACUCCAGACAUGAUCCUGCCUCUUGCGGCCGAGAUGAAGCUCACCGCCGGUCGAAACGUUCGCCAUCACGCCAUCUGCGAUGGCUGCAACAAGAACAUCUACGGUGUGCGCCACAAGUGCAUGAACUGCCCUGACUGGGACUACUGCAACGACUGCGUCAAGAACGCCCGUUCGACCCACCCGCGUCACCGCUUCGCACCUCUCUACAAGCCUAUCGCAUCUCCAGUCCAGCCCACCGUCCGCCACUUCGGCAUCUACUGUGACGGACCUCUUUGCGAAGGCCAGUCCAAGCCAUCGUACAUCCACGGCGUGCGCUACAAGUGCACAAUCUGCCACGACACCGACUUCUGCGCGGCUUGCGAGGCUCUUCCUGGCAACCACCACAACCGCACUCAUCCAUUGAUCAAGCUCAAGACCCCGGUCCGCAACGUCAACGUCUCGACUGAGAAUGAGGACCUCCGCGGCAAUGUCCGAGUCAUGGGCGAUCGUCGCUCCACAUCGCCAGUGGAGUCCACUUCAGCCAACGCUGCUGCGCCUGUUCAGACCGUCGCCGAGAUCAUGCCCACUGAGGUCAAGAAUGAGGAGACCAUGCCAAUCCCGAUUCCGGUGAAGACUUUCGUCGAGAAGGUCACUGUCGAGGCUCCUGCUUCCGUGCCAGCAACAAACGCUGCUUUGCUCAACGCUCACUUUGUGAAAGACAUCGUUCCUGACGGCAUGAAGUUUCUCCCCGAGGUCCGCUUCACGCAGACUUGGACUCUCGUCAACCCAGGUCCUACGCCGUGGCCCGCGGGUUGUAGCGUGCGCUAUGUUGGUGGUGACAACAUGCUGAACGUCGAUAACGCUCAUCCGGCUUCCGUCGCUGCCAUUGCCGACGCCACGGAGAGCAACGUCGUGGGCCGUCCUGUCGCUACUGGCGAGCAGGUUAGCUUCACCGUCACUCUCAAGGCUCCUAGCCGUGAGGGUAAGAGCAUCAGCUACUGGCGCCUGAAGGCGGCCGAUGGUACUCCGUUCGGUCACCGCCUGUGGUGCGACAUCGAGGUGCAGAAGCCCGAGGGGUUGGUCUCAUCAGCUCCUGCUGCUUCCGUGUCGGAGGCAAUGCACAGUCUGCAAGGAAUGCACUCUCGAUGUCUCAUUCCCGCCCACCGCCUCGCCGAUCAUGCGAGAGAGAUGUCCAGCCACGGUGGCAGACACCAUCUGCCUCAGAUACAGGCUCAGUUGGACGCUCAGAUGCAGGCUCGACAGCAGCAGGCCCAGAUUGACGCUCAAGCUCAGCGCUUGGUCGCACAGCAAGAGCAGGUUAAGAGAUUGCAGGCCGAGGCUUUGGCGCGCCAGCUUCGCAACCAAAAUGAUGUUCACGCGCUUCAGCAGCAGAUGCAGGUGAACCAGCGUGCCCAGCAGGCCCAGCAGCAGACUCAGCAACAGGCUGAGAUUGCGAAUGGGCGAGAAGCUCAGCUGGCGCUCAUGCAACGCAUUCAGACUCAGCGUCAAGCUCAGUUGCAGGCUCAGCAGCAGGCUCAGCAGACGCAUCAGGCGGCCCUCCAGCAGUACCAGUCCCGACUGACCCAGCCGUCCUUCCUGGCUCAAUCGAAUGCCAAUGCUUCGAUUCCUGGCGCCGCCACUUCAGCCUCCGCUUCCGCCUCCAACGAGGGCUCCCAACUCGCCGCCCGCUUCGCCGCCAUGCGGGAGCAGCAGAAGUCUCGCCGCGAGCAGAUGAUUGCCCAGAUGAACGCUCAGCGCGAACACCUGCAGCAACAAGACACCUCCCGCGCCAAAGCUGCAGUUGCCCGUGAGAACUAUCAGCGUGCCACUGAGACCGAAGGCGACAAGGAACGCCGCGAAGCACUCAAGCUCCGUGUCGCCCACAUCAAGGCCAACAUCCUCAAGACCCGUGUGGAGCGUGAGCAGGCCGAGAAGGCCGAGAAGAAGGCCAAGGACAACGAGAAGGUGCAGAACAUCCUUGCGCAGCUGGCAAUCACCGAGGACAAGGCCGAAGACAAGUCGGAGGAGAGGACUGAGGAGAAGACCGAUGAGAAGCUGUCUGACUCUCAGAUGGUCUUCCCCAAGCUCGACAAGGAAUCUCCUUCAUCCUCGACCUACGAGUCGGCGACCAGCUCCACUCUCAAGGCCAAGGCCAAGGCCGCGUACGUGGAGAAUGAGAAUGGCGAGGUCGAGACCACUGCCACUCCCGCUGCCUCGGCUCCGGUCGAACUUGCUUCCCCAUCCGUCGAGGCGGAUGAUGGCUUCGUCGAUCUGGACGACGAUGACCUCGAGGUCUUCUCUGCGGAUGGUGACGACAGUGACGAGGAGGGUGAUGGCUUCAUGACGGAUGAGGAGUAUGACAUCCUCGAUGCGAGCGACACCGAGACGGUCGCUUCGGGAUGGAGAGCUUAAGGGGGGAUGGAGAAUAUUGAAGGCGGAUGAGAGCAACGACGAGGAUCGAGGGCGGCUCAGACUGACACACUUUACGACUUCAAUGGAACUGGCAACGGUAUGGGAUUGGAUGGUGCAAUACGGCGUUAGGAUGGGUUCUACUCUCUACGCCUGAGUCUCCUUAGUAGCUCUUUUCUUCUGUAGGACCUGCAAUUGCAAUGGUAUCCUGAAA